Molecule: messenger RNA, 2703 nt
Organism: Alternaria atra
Lineage: Eukaryota; Fungi; Ascomycota; Dothideomycetes; Pleosporales; Pleosporaceae
Exons: 4
Coding region: 1-2703 (900 amino acids)
Cellular component (GO): cell septum; cell periphery
Molecular function (GO): chitin synthase activity
Source: RefSeq, a predicted model, not a curated record
AUGGCAUCCGAAAAUGAUAUGGUAGAUCUCGAACGAGGACAUCAGCUGCAGGACUUGGAAUCCACACCAGAUGUCCAGUAUCAUCCGCUUCAAUACCACCCCACUAGCGAACAGGAAGAGGCUACUCAACACCUCCUCAACGACUCGCUCAUUCCUUCUAAUGAUUACUCAAGACAUAAAAGUACGACUCCAUCAUCAGUGUAUAGUCUUACAGAGACUUACAGUCCAAUACAUCCUCUAACAAUCGCGGCACCGGCCUAUACCGAUUUCGAACAGAACAGAGGUUAUGACGCUGGUAGCUACGUACAAUCCGAAGACGAUUGGGUUCAGAGGCAACAUAAUCUACCCAGCGUGUCUGUUGGUAUGGGUGUAAAGCGCUCCAAGACACGCAAAGUCAAGUUGAUCCAAGGUUCUGUUCUUAGUAUUGACUAUCCCGUCCCCAGCGCUGUCCAAAACGCUAUCGAACCUCGCUAUCGUAAUGCAGAGGGCGCAUACGAAGAGGAGUUUACCCAAAUGCGAUAUACCGCAGCCACUAUUGAUCCAGACGAAUUUACACUAUCGAAUGGGUACAACCUGCGCCCGAGAAUGUACAAUCGCCACACGGAGCUACUUAUCGCAAUCACGUACUACAACGAGGACAAGGGGCUGCUUGCUAGGACGCUUCAUGGAACCAUGAAAAACAUUCGGGAUAUCGCCAAUCUGAAGAAGUCAAAAUUUUGGGAUGUCGGCGGUCCCGCUUGGCAGAAGAUUGUUGUCUGUCUCAUAUUCGAUGGCAUCGACAACGUCGAUCAAGAAGUAUUCGAUGUCCUUGCAACCGUCGGAAUAUACCAAGAUGGAGUGCUGAAAAAAGACGUGAAUGGAAAACCUACAGUCGCGCAUAUCUUCGAAUACACUAGCCAGAUCUCUAUCACUCCAGAUCAACAGCUCGUUCGACCUGCCAAUGAUGGAGACGCUGCAAAUCUGCCGCCUGUACAAUUCAUCUUCUGUCUCAAACAAAACAACAGCAAAAAGAUCAACUCUCAUCGAUGGCUCUUCAAUGCUUUCGGCCGAAUGUUGAACCCCGAGGUUGCGAUCCUUAUCGACGCAGGUACCAAGCCAGGACCACGCUCUCUUCUAGCGCUGUGGGAAGCCUUCUAUAACGACAAGGACCUCGGAGGCGCAUGCGGCGAGAUCCAUGCCAUGUUAGAAGGCGGCAAGGCGUUGCUAAAUCCGCUCGUCGCAAUCCAGAAUUUCGAAUACAAGAUUUCCAAUGUUCUUGACAAGCCUCUGGAGAGCUCGUUUGGCUAUGUCAGUGUGCUUCCAGGCGCAUUUUCAGCAUAUCGUUUUCGGGCUAUAAUGGGCCGUCCAUUAGAACAGUACUUUCAUGGUGAUCAUACGCUGUCGAAGAAGCUCGGCAAGAAAGGCAUCGACGGUAUGAAUAUCUUCAAGAAGAACAUGUUCUUGGCAGAAGACCGCAUCUUGUGCUUCGAGCUAGUGGCGAAAGCCGGAUCAAAGCAUCUCUCAUACGUCAAGGCGUCGAAAGGCGAGACCGACGUCCCAAACUCAGCAGCUGAGUUUAUUGGCCAGCGUCGGCGAUGGCUCAACGGAUCCUUCGCUGCAUCACUCUACGCUAUCAUACAUUUUGGCCGACUUUAUGGCUCGGGACAUGGCAUCGUCCGUCUCUUUUUCCUUCACAUCCAGUUGGUCUAUAACAUCGCUCAGGUCAUCUUCACUUGGUUCUCUCUCGCAUCUUACUACCUUACCACCGUUGUCAUCAUGACUCUUGUCGGUACACCCGAGCCUUUACUUGAUUACCACGGUUGGCCAUUUGGCGACAAGAUAACACCAAUAUUCAACCACAUCAUCGGGUACACCUACGUGGCUUUCCUCAUCUUACAAUUUAUCCUUGCGCUGGGGAACAGACCGAAAGGAUCUCGACAUAGCUACAUGGCCUCGUUCGUUGUGUUUGGCCUCAUUCAGGGGUACAUCCUCGUCCUGACCACUUAUCUUGUCUACCGCGCCUUCAGCUCGAAGCCAAUUGGUGAUCAAAUUUCCUUUAGUUCGGGCAAGGCAUUCUUCGACAGCUUCUUCGGGGGCAACACGGGCGUUGCGGGAUUGAUCCUCCUCGCACUAACAACCAUCUACGGCUUCAACUUCGUCGCGUCCUUCAUCUAUCUCGACCCUUGGCACAUGUUCCAUUCGUUUCCACAGUACCUGUUCCUCAUGUCGACUUACAUCAAUGUACUGAUGGUGUAUGCGUUUAACAAUUGGCAUGACGUUUCCUGGGGCACAAAAGGCUCCGAUAAAGGCGACUCAUUGCCAUCUGCAAACGUUAUCGAAGGCACAGGUGACGUCGUGGUUGAGGAAGUGGAGCAGGAGCAAGAAGAUAUCGACAGUCGCUUCGAGAAAGUUGUUCAUAGGGCACUUGCACCGAUGGCAAAGACAGGUGACGAUAAGCCGGCGAGGAAAGAUACCGAUGAUUCGUACCGGUCGUUCCGCACUGGCUUGGUCUACUCGUGGCUGCUUUCGAAUCUCGUGCUUUGUGUCGUAGUCACGAGCGACGACUUUGCUACUGUCGGCGUUGGUGAAGCUUCCCAGACCCGUACUCCCAUAUACUUCCGCGUCCUAUUGUACGCUACUGCGAUCCUUUCCACUAUCAGGUUUAUUGGCUUCUUGUGGUUUAUCGGACGGACUAGUGUUAUUUGCUGUAUCGCUAAGAGGUAG